Osmia bicornis bicornis is the source of this 2291-nucleotide messenger RNA. RefSeq lists its product as uncharacterized. The coding region runs from base 296 to 1228 and encodes 310 amino acids. Lineage: Eukaryota; Metazoa; Arthropoda; Insecta; Hymenoptera; Megachilidae. The record is from RefSeq and is a predicted model, not a curated record. The transcript is spliced from 8 exons.
AAAAGUACAAACUGGCUGAUCGAGGCGAGUGCGCAUGCGCGGGCCGAAAGUUUUCGCGCCGCCGGCCGGCGCGAAGCCGUCAGUCAGCAUCGAGCCGUCGCACGUGGAAGGUCGGGCGUAACCUGUUCGCGCGCGAAAUCACGAUGUUUCGGUAUAAUAAUCCGCGUGUUUCUUGUUUUCAUCAUUUAUAUCGUUACAAAUUACGCACGAUCGUGUAGUUAGAAUCGUUUAGAAUAAAUUCUUUUCGAAUCGGGUGUAUCUGUGUGAAAUGAAGGACAAACCACGCAUCUGAAGCAUGGCUAUCAUGCAGUCCUGUUGCUGCUGGCGGUCCGUCAGGAGGGGUAGUUUUGCCUGUGCUAUUUAUUCUGGGAUUUACUUUACCGUGUUGGCGCUAACCACUGGCAAAGUGCUCCAGGGGGAGAGUCAAUACCUGAGAGGGAAUCGUUCUUUACCGGAAUCCACCAGCUUCCUAGAACCGGACACGAUAUCCCCGACAACGGUACGGUUUAACGUGACGCUGCUUAUAUGCUCGUGCUGCGGUGUGAUUUGCAGCAUCCUCCUUCUCUAUGGCCUCUGCAAGGAUCAACGUGUCUUCCUGAUACCAUGGAUUAUCGUCGUCACCACCAUCUGUUUCGUCGACAUUGGACAUUCCUUGUAUCUAUUCAUCGCUGCUUCCUCCUUUGACCCGACCAAAGUGAUGCUGUACACGUUGAACUUCUUUCUUCUAUGUUUGAACAUAUAUUCCCUGUUGUGCGUGAUCUCCCAGUACCAAGAAUAUACGAACGGUCGAGGCACAGCCGCAGAUGACUACGAAUACAGGGUCAGUAUUCUGAGAGUGUCUCAACGGGAACAGGACAGGGAUAAGGGACGAAAAGUUCCAGCAGUCAGAUACGCCACACAACCGCUGACUACAACUGCCACCUCUUGUCUGAGUUCUCGGCGAGCAGCGACCAACAACGAAACCAAAGUAACCGCAACACCGACGCAAAGUCCUACGGGCCAAAAUACUGUCUCGUCGGAGAAAAGUCCCGUCGCUGGUAAAUCGUCGAGAAAGCACGUCCAGUUUCCUGACACAGCGUCGGACAGCCAGAAAGGAAAAUCUGAGAGUUCGAUCACGAUGCUGAUAGCCAACAAGGAGACGGAGAAUGAUUAUGCGAUACCAUCGGACUCCGCGAUGAUCGAUCCAUCCAUUCAAUCUCAGAAAAUGACCGAAGUACAAUACACCUGAAACCAUUGUCCAUCCCUGUCCCGUGUCAAUGAUCAUGACAGCUCCUUGUUGCCAUUUUACGGGCUUUCUUUGCCCAUUCGUAGAACGUUUCCACUACGGUCGAUUCAAUGAAUAAUUUAUCCUCGUAAAAGGCACCAUCGGGAUACAAGUUCAAUAACCGAUGGUGGUCGUUUUACCAAUCGUAACAGUGGUUCGAUGAAAGCGAUCCUCGACAGCGAAUGUCGACGGAUUCGGCCCAGCGAAUUACUUCCAACUAAUAGAAUCUGGUCACCGGUUCUCCGAUAAUUGUCCGAGUUUCGUGCCACGAUCGCGAUAAUGUUGCCUGCUUGUCGCCCACGGUCACGAUUUUCGUUGCAACCCCACGGUUUUUGCCAAUGAAAAAUCAGAGUGACGUUAGAACAGGAAAUUGAGAAAGUUUCGAAUGUCACCGGGGUGGUAAAUCAAGGUACAAAGUUUCACAGGCGGAUUCUAGAUACGGGUGAAUACCUUCGCGAGUUAUGAUUUUAGUAAAAAAUUCGGAAAUUCUAUAUUUCGAGAAUUUCAAAUUUCUGAAAUUCUAAAAUUCUGAAAUUUUGAAAUUCCUAAUCCCCUAAAAUAAUUAUUUUACCUCCUACGACGUAUAAAUGGAUCCGCCUCUGCAAAGUUUCUCGGAAAGCAGAAGCAAAAGAAUUUUUGCUCGGGUCGAAUCUAAGGAUAAAUAUUUACACCGUUGCCGAUCAAUAUUUAACGUCACAAACAUGACAAUUCUAUCGUCGCGGUAAUGAACAUCGAUCUUUCGAACGAAGAUAGACGUAUCAAUGGUUAUCCGUAGCUUCGGGAAAUCGUUCGAUUUAAUCCACGUUCGAUUGAUGGGGAACGAAUUUCAGAGUUGCGAUGAGAACGCAUCUACGAUACUCUAAGUCUGAAAUACAUAUUUAUACCAACAAUGAAAUAUUUUCAAUUCUCAGACUGCUCGUAUUCUUCAAUGUACAUAUGAUUAUAAAUUUCAUCGUAUUACAGUACCUGUUUGUAUAGAUCCCGAAGAGAACUUUUAAAAGGCUGUUUAAACAUUUUCAAUAAAUCG